AUGAAGUCAAUUCGUGCUACUUCGGCUCUGGCAUCUCAAGUCUCGGCUACAACAUGCUCACGAGCAGCAAUCGCAUCGCGUAUCACCCCUUCUACACAGACCCGUUCCUUCCUUCCGAACCCUUUUGGCUCCCAGCCCCUCCAAUCAUUAACUGCAUCCCGUAUCCUGCCUUACGACGCAAAAACUCUCUACGCAAUCGUCGCCGACAUUCAGAGCUACCACAAAUUCCUGCCUUUCUGCAUCUCUUCCAAUGUCACCAAGCAAUCCUCUCCCGACGCUGAGGGUAAGACAUGGCCCGAAGAAGCGGAACUGGUUAUUGGAUACAAGGAUGUCAUGCGCGAGUCCUUUUACAGUCGUGUCUACUGUGCUCCACAAGACUUCAUCGUCGAAUCUGUGAGCGGAGAAACCAACACCAGCCUGCCCUCAGCAAGCAUAGAACACCACACUACCCGCCCCUCUGCAGACCAAGAUCCCGCUCGCAACGCUACCAUCCUUACACAGCUACGCUCCCGCUGGCAAUUGAGUCCCUUUCCUUACAAACCUGGACCUAUGGGCAACGACAGACCUCAAGAAGUCACCUCGGAACAUCCGCCAAGGAUGCAGACUGAGGUCAAUCUGAUUAUCGACUAUCAAUUCGCAAACCCUCUUUACACCACACUGAGUGCGGCUGCGGCGCCAAAGGUUGCAGACAAGAUGAUCGAAGCUUUCGAGAUGAGGGCAAAGGAGAUGUUGGAUCGUCCUGCUGCUAGCCCAACACAGAAGUUCUAA
Aureobasidium melanogenum CBS 110374 is the source of this 768-nucleotide messenger RNA. RefSeq lists its product as uncharacterized. NCBI's taxonomy places the organism in Eukaryota, Fungi, Ascomycota, Dothideomycetes, Dothideales, Saccotheciaceae. Gene Ontology annotation, molecular function: ubiquinone binding. The transcript has a single exon. Gene Ontology annotation, biological process: ubiquinone biosynthetic process; cellular respiration. Gene Ontology annotation, cellular component: mitochondrion. The record is from RefSeq and is a predicted model, not a curated record. Bases 1 to 768 code for a protein of 255 amino acids.